Molecule: messenger RNA, 1365 nt
Organism: Diuraphis noxia (Russian wheat aphid)
Lineage: Eukaryota; Metazoa; Arthropoda; Insecta; Hemiptera; Aphididae
Gene: Bap60
Product: Brahma-associated protein 60
Source: RefSeq, a predicted model, not a curated record
AUGAGCAAAAAGAAGAAAAAAUUGGCUGAUAAAAUAUUACCCCAAAAAGUAAGGGAUCUUGUUCCAGAAUCACAAGCAUACAUGGAUCUUUUGGCAUUUGAAAGAAAAUUAGAUUCMACAAUCAUGAGAAAACGAUUAGACAUACAAGAAGCAUUGAAGCGCCCAAUGAAACAAAAACGUAAAUUACGUAUAUUUAUAUCAAACACAUUUUAUCCGGCAAAAGAACCUGGAGAAAAUGAAGAAGGAAGUGUUGCUUCUUGGGAAUUAAGAGUUGAAGGGCGUUUACUAGAAGAUUCUAAAAAUGAGCCAAAUAAAAUAAAAAGAAAAUUUUCUUCUUUCUUUAAAUCACUGGUCAUUGAACUUGAUAAAGAUUUAUAUGGGCCUGAUAAUCAUCUGGUUGAAUGGCAUCGAACYGCAACUACUCAGGAAACUGAUGGAUUUCAAGUGAAACGGCCUGGAGAUAAAAAUGUACGCUGUACUAUUUUAUUGCUUCUUGAUUAUCAACCAUUACAAUUUAAAUUGGACCAACGUUUGGCUAGACUGUUAGGUGUUCAUACUCAAACCAGACCGGUUAUUAUAAGUGCUCUUUGGCAGUUUAUAAAAACACAUAAGCUACAAGAUUCUCAUGAAAAAGAAUACAUCAACUGUGACAAGUAUUUGGAACAAAUAUUUAAUUGUACUCGUAUGAARUUUGCUGAAGUCCCACAGAGACUUAAUAAUUUACUUCAUCCUCCUGAUCCUAUUGUUAUUAAUCAUAUCAUAAGUGUUGAGGGUGUUGAACAAAAACAAACUGCAUGUUAUGAUAUUGAUGUUGAAGUAGAUGAUACUUUAAAAGCACAAAUGAAUAAUUUCUUACUAUCCACUGCUAGUCAACAAGAAAUACAGAGCCUAGAUAACAAGAUUCAUGAAACAGUUGAAACUUGGAAAGCAAAAGGUGUAGGAUUUACACUACGUAAUGCUAACGAUUUCAAAUUGAAUGACUUUUAUGCUGGUUCUCCUGAGUCAUUUGAAGCAUUUUAUGGUCAUGAUGAAGAUGGUGAUAUAUAUAAACCUAAAAAUAUUCUGUCAUUAGAAAGGUAUGUAAUGAAGAUGACUGAAGGAAAUGGUGUGCAUUUUGUUAUGGCUGAUGGUGGGUUCUCUGUUGAUGGUCAAGAAAGUUUUCAAGAAAUUUUAUCUAAACGAUUGUAUUUAUGUCAAGCUUUAGCUGCUUUAAGUAUUCUUCAACCAGGUGGACAUUUUAUGUGUAAACUUUUUGAUAUAUUCACUGAAUUUAGUGCUGGUUUAUUGUUCCUUUUAUACCAGAGUUUUAAACAAAUUAGUAUUUACAAACCAGUCACUAGUCGCCCUGCAAAUUCUGAAAGGUAA